UCAGAUAAACGGUUCCUACUGGAUUUAAAGGCGGCGAUGUCCGAGAUGGAUGUUACCAUUUCGUUUUUGUGAGGAGCGAUAAUAACGACUGCAUUGUUUAAAAUAUAUUGAAAUAUUCUACAAUAAUUUAAUUAAAUAAAUUAGAAACAAGAGUGAGAUAGUUCCGGUUGUUUGUUAUAUACAUUUAGAAGGAAACAUGGCGGCGUCCUUGAGCUGCUCGGUGAGCGCGAGGUUGCUGAGCGCCUUGGCCCGGUCCAGCUCACUGACCUGCUCCUCUGGAGCCAGAAGCCUCCACGUCACCUCCGCAUGCUGCAAGAAUCGAGCAGCUCGUAUCCGGGUGGGAAAAGGCGACCGGCCGCUGACCUAUGAGCAAGCGCACCAUCCCCACCACAUCGCCCACCGCAAAGGAUGGCUGUCCCAGCACACCAGUAACCUGAAGGGCGAGGGGGGGGCGGCCGAGCGCACCAUGGAGGACGUCUUCAUCCGGAGGUUCAUGUUCGGGACCUUCCACGGUUGCCUGGCCAACGAGGUGGUCAUCAAACGGCGAGGCAACGCGCUGACCGUCUGCGCCCUCAUGCUGCAGAAGAUGCCCCCCCAGAAGUUCUACUUCCUGAUCGGGUACUCCGAGUCCCUGCUGUCCCACUUCUACAAAUGCCCCGUCAAGCUGGAGGUGCAAACCCUGCAGGACAAAGCCGUCUACAAGUACCUCUGAGACCAGGACAUGAACCCGAGGCCAAAAGCCCUCAUUUACAUCUAAAAAUGCUGUUUGGACUCAUUUAAUUACGCAUAGUUUUCAGGCCAAACCAGAGUUUCUCAGAGGAAGAUACCCCCAAAAAAGAGAGAGAUACAGAGAUUACUUUUAUGUCAUUGCAUCCAGUGUCAGAAAAGCCUUGUUUUAGAUUGUUUGGUGGGAUUUGUAGUUUCAAAUGGGAAACUGAAAAUGGUCACAAAUAUGAUUUAUGUACCUCAUGUAUGAGCGGAUCGUUGAAAAUAUAAAAAUAAUUGUUUUUUUUCCCCUUUAAAAAUGCUGUGUAAGAACCACUUUCAGCUCUUUAUGCAGCAGCCUCAUUCAUUUGUCAAUGUACAAGAUUAUAUAACUGAAAAAUAAAUAAGUUUGGAUUCAAUCUCAACUCAAAUUGUUUCUGCAUUAGCUUGAAUUUAACUACGUUAAAAGCAUCUUGAGAAUAAUUUGUUGUGAUUUCUAAAUAAAGC
Menidia menidia (Atlantic silverside) is the source of this 1212-nucleotide messenger RNA. NCBI's taxonomy places the organism in Eukaryota, Metazoa, Chordata, Actinopteri, Atheriniformes, Atherinopsidae. The record is from the annotation of a GenBank genome assembly.